AAAAAACAAGAAACAUAAAUUGGUGUACGCGUGAAUGUAUAGUGGUGAAGUAUCCCCCUUGCCAGCCCCUUCUCAUUCUGCACGCGCGCCUAUGACCACACGUUCCGAAUUCAUAGAUUGUAAGUGUCUUUUUCGUUUGUGAUCAUUUUUUUUAGCGUCCUGCUUCUCCGCGAGGAGCCUUGGCGAUGAUGGCGGUUAUCCUGUGGUAACCUUUACGGUGGACGGCGACUUGACUUGCGCGGGCGCGCUCGUCUCCUCGAAGGACGUCCUCACCACAGCGGCCUGCGCCGAGAGUCUCGCGAACGACGGCAAGACAAAGGCUCUGCUUGGCGACAAAACCACCCCCGUCUUGUGCCACAACAUGAACUCCGAACGCGCACUCGCCCUGGUCCGGCUGGGCGAGCCGAUGUGCGACGAGGCCAACCCCAGGUCGAUGUUCACGCCCGCGCUGGUGGCACCUGUACCGGAUACGCCUACCGCCGCUGGCUGCCUGAUGUUCUACCCGAAAUAUAAUGCCGCGCAGGAGAUUCUAGCGUUGCCGCAGCUAGUGACUGUCGUGGAGUGCCCAGCAGAGGGCAGCAAACGAAGUAUCGAGACGAAGGGAAGCAAGAAAGUGUGUGUCAAUUUUGGCAAUCCUGUUGACAUCCCGCUCAUCGGAGGCCUCGUGCUGACGUGCAGACCCGACGAGGCCUUGGCGCCGCCGGUCGUCGGGCUGCUGCCCGCCAGGGGGACGACAGAAGAGGCACCGGUCCUGGAGAGCGCCGUCAACGUGGACAAGGACAAUACGUUCUGGGAUUUGUCCGGGACGGCUGACUGCAGCGCGCCCAAACCGACCCCGUUCCCCUGCGAACCUACCACGUCGUCCACCGAGGCCGCCGCCACCACCACCCCCACCACCAUGUCCACCGCCACCGACACGCCCACCGCCACCACCGCCACUGCCACCGCCACCACCGCCACCACCGCCACCGCCACCGCCACCGGGUCUUCCACGGCGAGCACCGCCGACCCCGCGACCGCGGGCACCCAGACUCCCAGCCCCAGCGGGUCCCCGGGACUGAUGGCCCCGCCCGCGCCGCUGCUCGCGCUCGCCGCCGCGCGCGCCCUGACCUUGCUCGCGCGCAGGCUAGGAUGAGAGGUCGCCAGAGUGUCUCACAGGCACCCACCCUCCUGUCGGUCUACGCGCCGCUUCGGAUGCAAUAAAACAAAGUUCACACACA
Messenger RNA from Frankliniella occidentalis (western flower thrips), 1220 nucleotides. Its product is annotated as mucin-5AC-like. Lineage: Eukaryota; Metazoa; Arthropoda; Insecta; Thysanoptera; Thripidae. The coding region runs from base 362 to 1135 and encodes 257 amino acids. The transcript has 6 exons. The record is from RefSeq and is a predicted model, not a curated record.